AACCAACUCAUCUACAACUCAACACGUCUGCUCAUCGACAUCGACGCACUGCGCUCAGUGACAUGGGUGAAUUGUCAACAUGUCCGCACCGAAAAUAAAACUCUCUUUCGGCGCGAAGAAGUCAGAACCACCACCAGAGGAGACAUCACAACCACUAGCUCCUCAGAAAAAGCUCACGCUGAAACUAGGCGGUCCCAAACCAUCAGAAGAACCCGCGCCUGCAGCUGUCGAUGCAACAGCAGCUCCAAAACCAAAGAAGAAACGAGCUUCAAAACCCAAAACAGAAGCAGGAUCAUCGAAGAAGCGAGCAAACGAUGCAGGAUCUGGAGACGACUCGGACGCGGUGCCUGCGACACAGGCGCCAACUGGCCCUAAACGGAUCAAGCUUGUGAAUAAGGAUGUCCCGAAACAAUCAGUGGUCAAAUCGAUUCGGAUCAAAGGCCAACCCAGAGUAGCACCUCGCCCGUUAGGUAGUGGAUACGACUCGGAGGCAUCGGACCUGGAGCUGGAUCCUCAUAUUGAAGAGGAUUUUAUCCUGCGCAUGGUACCCGGGGAAGAUUGCGAGUACAUACGACAAGCAAUUAAUGAACGACGACUUGAUCGAUCGCACAUCGGUAUCAAAGCUCUAACUCGCGAGGGAAGGAGGAUGAUUGUUAGGGUUCGCGAUAAGCAGUAUGCGGCUACACUGGUUGAUCUUCCUUGUAUCAUUGAAGGAAUGAAGAGCUGGGAUAAACGCAUGUUUUACAAAUCGGCGGAUAUUACACAGAUGCUACUGGUGCUAGGACCUGUUCAGAAUGAGCAGGAGGCGAUGGAAUACCCGUUACCGAAAGAUGUUAAUAUGUUGGAUGACAAGACAUAUCAAUACUCGCAUGGUUUAACCCCGCCGAUGAAAUAUGUGAGGAAAAGGCGAUUUCGCAAGCGAGUAAGUGCGCGUACUAUCGAGCAGGCUGAGAAGGAGGUUGCAAAUUUGAUAGCUCAGGAUGAAGCUGCCGUACGCCCACCCAGGUUUGAGCUAGUCGAUGCCACGUCACUUUCGCGUGCUGAAGGUGUGGUUAACUACGACGAUGAAUACGAUGAUGAACAAGAUGCCUAUGGUGAAGCUGAUUAUGAUAUGCAAGAUGAAGAAGAUGCGCAGGGAGACCUGUUUGAGGAUGAACUUGCCGGUGAAUUAGAGGCAGCGCUGGCGGCGGGUGCUGAUGAAGCUCCAGAUGUUGCAGAGACUCCAGCUGCGCACGCAACCGGAGAGUCUGCUACUCCAGGACUAAAACCAGGCGAUGAGUCAUCCGGAGACGAAAGCGAAGAGAGUGACCGUGAGGCUGAUGGUGAUGCUAACGGGGAAGAGGAGGAUAUGGACGAAGAGGCACUCGAAAGACGUCGCGAAAUCCAGGAACAGCGCGAAUUCAUAGCUGAAUUGGAAGGUCUGAUUGCACAGGAAACUGCCAAAUACGAAGCGCAGACAAACAAGAUUCUCAAACAGAAGAUUGGAAAGCGUGUGCACCAGUUGAAGCAGGAUCUAGCGUUGAAAAGGGCAUCUAUUGGCGAGUCUGGAGGGGAUGAUGCCGCUUGA
Talaromyces stipitatus ATCC 10500 is the source of this 1567-nucleotide messenger RNA. RefSeq names its product transcription initiation factor TFIID subunit 7, putative. Gene Ontology annotation, biological process: transcription initiation at RNA polymerase II promoter; RNA polymerase II preinitiation complex assembly. The record is from RefSeq and is a predicted model, not a curated record. The transcript has a single exon. Gene Ontology annotation, molecular function: RNA polymerase II general transcription initiation factor activity. Lineage: Eukaryota; Fungi; Ascomycota; Eurotiomycetes; Eurotiales; Trichocomaceae. Gene Ontology annotation, cellular component: transcription factor TFIID complex. Bases 80 to 1567 code for a protein of 495 amino acids.